This is a messenger RNA of Striga asiatica, 1648 nucleotides long. The record is from the annotation of a GenBank genome assembly. Lineage: Eukaryota; Viridiplantae; Streptophyta; Magnoliopsida; Lamiales; Orobanchaceae.
UUGCAAGCAGGCCUCCCGCUGGCUGGGAAAAGGGAGAGGUUUCACAGAUGGAAGAUUCUUAACCCAUCUCAGGAAGAAAAUGAAAUGCCCUGCUCGAAAUCGCCAUGUCCUGUCACUUUUCGAUACAAAGUCUCCUCUAUUGAUCACACAACAAAAGUAAAGAGGGGACAAAAAAUGGAGAACAAGGAAGAUAAAAUCGUGGCAGAAAACGGAGUCUCUGAGAUCCCUAGAACAGACGGCUCCGUUUGUGGGUUUGAUUCCUUGCACCGGCUCCUCCAAUCUUCACUUUCUCCCCAGCUUUUUCAGGAAGUUAGUCGAAUACUUAUUGGUCUAAAUUGUGGAAGUCCACUUGAUACUAUUGAUGUUCCUGAGCCUGCGAAAUCUCUCUCUGCAAAGCAUGAUUUUGAUCUACAGGCAUUUUCAUUUCGUGCUGAAAAGGAGUCACUGAGGGAACCCCGAAUUGUGCGUGUGGGGUUAAUUCAAAACUCUAUUGCUGUCCCCACAACAGCACCACUAUUGGAUCAGAAAAGAGGAAUCUUCCAGAAAUUGACGCCUAUCAUUGAAGCAGCUGGCUCGUCUGGAGUGAACAUAUUGUGCUUGCAGGAGGCAUGGAUUAUGCCGUUUGCAUUUUGCACCCGCGAGAAGAAGUGGUGUGAAUUUGCAGAGCCAGUGGAUGGAGAGUCGAGUCAAUUUCUUCAGGAGUUUGCCCGAAAAUACAACAUGGUUAUAAUAAGCCCGAUUCUUGAAAGGGAUGAGAAGCACGGGGAAGUCGUGUGGAAUACUGCUGUUAUAAUUGGAAAUCACGGAAACAUAAUCGGAAAGCAUAGGAAGAAUCAUAUUCCCAGAGUUGGGGAUUUCAAUGAAAGUACAUACUAUAUGGAAGGGAACACUAGGCAUCCCGUGUUCGAAACGGCUUUUGGGAAGAUUGCAGUCAAUAUAUGUUAUGGAAGGCAUCAUCCUCUAAACUGGAUGGCUUUUGGCUUGAAUGGCGCUGAGAUUAUUUUCAACCCUUCAGCAACCGUUGGUGAACUAAGUGAACCAAUGUGGCCCGUUGAGGCGCGUAAUGCGGCAAUAGCAAAUAGUUACUUUGUGUGCUCGAUCAAUCGUGUGGGGACUGAAAGCUUCCCGAACGCGUUCACAUCUGGAGAUGGGAAACCUCAGCACAGAGAUUUUGGGCAUUUUUACGGCUCGAGUUAUGUAUCUGCACCUGACUCCUCAUGCACGCCAUCUUUGGCCCGUCACAAAAACGGGCUUCUGAUUUCGGACAUGGAUCUUAACCUCUGCCGGCAGAUUAAGGACAAGUGGGGGUUUCGUAUGACUUCAAGGUACGAGGUUUAUGCGGAUUUGCUCGACCGUUAUGUGAAGCACGAUUUCGAACCUCAAGUUGUAAGUGACCCAUUGUUAAGUAAGAGAAGCUUGUAGCUUAUUUAUUAGGGCAUUGCAAGCUUUUCUUUGUGUUGGUUUUGUGGGAAUGUGAAUAGUUCAGUUUUAGUUGAGGCUUUGAAUAAAUUCUGGUUGUAAUUUGGAAGUAUGUUUUGCUGGAUGAAUGUGAUGCCUUAACUAUGUGCUGGUAUUGGAUGACUUGUUGUGGUUAAUCACUUUUAUGAGUUUUAUUUGGAACUGCUUAUUUUCUCAAGUUGCAUCAGGC